This is a messenger RNA of Mus pahari (shrew mouse), 1024 nucleotides long. It is a transcript of the gene Ccdc172, whose product is annotated as coiled-coil domain containing 172. The record is from RefSeq and is a predicted model, not a curated record. Gene Ontology annotation, cellular component: cytoplasm. The transcript is spliced from 9 exons. Lineage: Eukaryota; Metazoa; Chordata; Mammalia; Rodentia; Muridae. The coding region runs from base 103 to 891 and encodes 262 amino acids.
GUGAAGGCCUUCUGUGGUGGACACACGUGAGGGGACCUCGCCAGCCCCUGACCGCGGGCUCCUCAGACUCCCUUAUCAAAUAUUAAGGCGAGCCGGCCCGAGAUGAGUCUGGAGUCGUUGUUUCAGCACAUCAUCUUCAGUGAGCAUCAGGCCGAGGAGAGCCGCAGAGUGAUGCGGGAAGUAAGGUCGGAAAUUACCAGAUGUCGUGGGAAAAUUAAGAAAGCAACAGAGGAUCUGAACGAAGAGAAAAUCAAGCUGGAAUCCAAGGUUCAGCAGUUUUCUGAGAAAUCUUUCCUUUUAGAGCUUUUGAAAACCCAUGAAAAUGCAUUAGAGAGACAGCUCAGUGAAAUUAUCAGCGAACGGGACACACUGCUCCAAGCCCGUGAGGCUAUAAAGAAUAAAACCACAGAGGAAGAGGAAAGAUUUAUUAAGGAAAUUACAGACUUCAAUGACAAUUAUGAAAUAACCAAGAAAAGAGAUACUUUGAUGAAAGAAAAUAUCAAGAUGGAAAUUGCUGACUUAGACAGCCAGGCAGAUGUUUUGAGAGGGGAAAUGAAGUCAAUGGAAUGUAACUGUGGACAAUUACAGGAACUUCAAAAACUGAAAAAUGAACUGUUACAAGAAUUAUUUACUCUCCAGAAAAAGCUUAAAGUUCUUAAAGAUGAAGAGACUGAAGCCAUUUGUAUCACCAAACAGCUAGAGGCAGAAAAAAGCAAAAUAAGAGAUAAGCCUCAACACGAUCCCGAGUGUGUGCGGCUUAAAAGGGAGUUAGAUCUUUAUAAAGCAGAAGACAUGGAAAGUGUCUGCAGAGCUCUCCAAACAGAAGUAGACCUCCUGGAGUCGGCACUGGCACCAAAGGAUCCUCAGGACGGUAACUCCUCGAAUCUAUGAGCCACCUCACACAGGAGUAUCAUAGAACCACACAUUUGUGGAGCCUGUAGGGCAGAUCUCUACAUGAACAUGAGGUUCAGGCAGUGCAAAGGAGUGAUGACUCUGUUUCACACCUACAUAAUACGUUUUAUCU